Molecule: messenger RNA, 1054 nt
Organism: Erythranthe guttata (spotted monkey flower)
Lineage: Eukaryota; Viridiplantae; Streptophyta; Magnoliopsida; Lamiales; Phrymaceae
Product: zinc finger A20 and AN1 domain-containing stress-associated protein 5
Biological process (GO): protein ubiquitination
Molecular function (GO): DNA binding; zinc ion binding; ubiquitin-protein transferase activity
Source: RefSeq, a predicted model, not a curated record
GUCAGGAGGGCAAUUCCGUAAAUAGACGAGGCAACAAAUUGGUUGAUACGCUUCUCUAUGAGGCCAUAAUUACAACACCAUUUUUACCGACUUUUCUCUCCCUACAAAUUCCAACCCUUCACCUCACCACCACCCAACUCACUUCUCUCUCUCUCUCCACCUCUCCUUUACUUUCUCUCUCUAGAAACCAAAAAAAUAAUCUCUCAUUUUCGAUUCAGAAGAACAAAAACACACGAGAAAAUCUCUUUCUUAUAUCAGUAGAAUUAAUAAUUAAAAAAAAUUAAAGCUUCUACAGCUUGUUAAUGGCGCAGAAGACGGAGAAGGAAGAGACGGAGUAUAGCAAGGUCGUACCUGAGACGAUCUCUCUUUGCGUCAAAUGCGGCGUCGCCGGUAACUGCGCCACCAAUAAUUUAUGUCACACCUGUUUCAAUAGCACCGCCCCUGCGGCGGCGGCGGCCGCCGCCGCUGCUGCAGGCGGAGAUAAAUUACCAGCUGCAAGCCACGUGUUUGUGGAGAAAUCGUUCAGAUCUAGCUCGUCUGUUAGGUUAUUGCCGGAGAAGAGAAUCAUUCCGGCGGAGACGAGUCGAGAUCUGAGGAAAUUAGAUGAUUCUCCGGCCGCGGAGGCUGCGCUGCCGCUUAAGAGAGAGGUGAAUCGGUGCUCCGGUUGCCGGAGGAAGGUAGGUCUGACCGGAUUCAGAUGCCGGUGCGGCGAUCUCUUCUGCGCCGAUCAUCGGUACUCCGAUCGCCACGACUGCAGCUACGACUACAAAUCCGCCGGACGAGAAGCCAUCGAGCGGGAGAAUCCAGUGGUCAAAGCCGCGAAAAUCAUCAAAAUCUGAUGACCGGAAAAAAAAAACGGCGAUUUGAUUGGAUAGUUGGUUCUCCGGCGAGAGGGUGGAGGAUUUGCCGUGAUUAUUUAUGAAAUUUCUCUCCACCACCGCCGGAUUGUUGUUUGAAGAUGAAUAUCGUUUUAAUUAUUUGUAUGCCGAUUGAUUGAUUAAGGUGUUGUUUCAGAUAAAUUAUCAAAAAGAUUGCAACUCUUCCCCCUUUCUCA